AUGCUCAAUCCAAGAUCGAAGAUGCUCAGGGCAUUUUGGAUACUAGCUAAUAUAGUUCUCUUGGUAUCUGCCACCCUUAACGGUGAUGAACAAGCAGAGUUGGAAGAGUACCAAAAGUUUACGAAUGAAUCCCUAUUGUGGGCACCUUAUAGAUCCAAUUGCUACUUUGGUAUGAGACCUAGAUACGUAAGAGAAAGUCCGCUAAUGAUGGGUAUCAUGUGGUUCAACAGUUUGAGUCAGGAUGGAUUGCAUUCAUUAAGACAUUUUGCUACGCCUCAGGAUAAGUUACAAAAGUAUGGCUGGGAAGUUUAUGAUCCAAGGAUUGGUGGUAAAGAGAUUUUUAUCGAUGAAAAAAACAACUUGAAUUUGACGGUGUAUUUCGUAAAGAGCAAAAAUGGAGAAAACUGGUCGGUGAGAGUUCACGGCAGACCCUUGGACCCCAAACAACCAUCCACGGCGUCUGUUGUAGUGUAUUUCAGUCAAAAUGGUGGCGAAAUUGAUGGAAUGUCCUCAUUGGCAAUGAUAGAUCGAGAUGGACCUAAUAAUUUGAGAUUUUUGGGGUAUUCUAAAGAAUUAGGAGAGUAUGAUCUUACGGUGAGAGACAACUUUGGUCAAUAUUUCAACAAUCCAGCAUAUGAAAGUAUGGAAGUGGCACCAGGAAGCGACUGCUCCAAAACAAGUCAUCUAUCACUCCAAAUUCCAGACAAUGAAGUUUGGAAAGCUCGUGAUGUUUUCCAAUCUCUAGUGAGCGAUUCGAUACGUGAUAUACUUGAAAAAGAAGAAACAAAGCAACGUCCGGCAGAUUUGAUACCAAGCGUAUUGACCAUUAGGAAUCUGUACAAUUUUAAUCCUGGCAACUUUCAUUACGUACAAAAGACAUUUGAUUUAUCGAAGGAAGAGGGGUUUGAGUUUGAUGUCACAUAUAAUAAACUUGAAACGACUCAAAGCAUCUCCACUAAAGAACAAAUUACUGAGCUGAUUACUUGGACACUGAAUGAAAUAAGUGCGCGCUUUGACAAACACUUCAGUUUUGAAGAAGGGCACGAUUUGAUUGAGAGCGUUGAUGCUAAGAGAAAAUUUACUUUGGAAACACUUUCAAACUUACUGGGAGGGAUUGGUUAUUUCUAUGGGAAGCAACUGGUUGAUCGUGAAACUGAAUUUGAUGAAAGUCAAUUUGCCGAUAUCAAGCUACUGAAUGCGAAAGAAGAAGGUCCAUUUGAAUUGUUUACCAGUGUUCCGAGCCGUGGCUUUUUUCCACGUGGCUUUUAUUGGGAUGAAGGCUUCCAUCUUUUACAAAUCAUGGAAUAUGAUUUUGAUCUUGCCUUUGAAAUCUUGGCUAGCUGGUUCGAAAUGAUCGAAGAUGAUAGUGGCUGGAUUGCCAGAGAAAUCAUAUUGGGUAAUGAAGCAAGAAGUAAAGUUCCGGAGGAAUUCCAAGUACAGAACCCUAACAUUGCUAACCCACCAACUCUAUUGCUUGCAUUUAGUGAAAUGCUUUCCAGAGCCAUUGAAAAAAUUGGAGAUUUUGGCAGUGCUACCAACGAUCAGGUAAUGUUUACUGGAAAAGCAAACAGUUUUAUGACAAACAAUCUAGAGGCGAACCCCGAUUUACUGGCUGAAUACGCUAAGAAGAUUUACCCCAAACUAUUAAAGCACUACAACUGGUUCAAAGAAUCUCAAGCGGGUCUUAUUGACGAAUAUGCGACAAUAUUGGAAGACGAAGGAAUCUGGGAUAAGAUACAUAAGAAUGAAGUCUACAAGUGGGUUGGACGGACUUUCACACAUUGUUUGCCAAGCGGUAUGGAUGAUUAUCCUAGAGCACAACCACCUGAUGUGGCUGAAUUGAACGUAGAUGCCUUGGCAUGGGUGGGAGUCAUGACAAGGUCCAUGAGGCAAAUUGCUCAUGUCUUGGAAUUGACAGAGGACGAGGCAAAAUAUGCAGAAAUUGAGCAAAAUGUGGUGGAAAAUUUGGAUCUGCUACAUUGGAGUGAAGAAAAUGAUUGUUACUGUGACAUCAGUAUCGAUCCCGAAGACGACGAAAUCAGAGAAUUCGUGUGCCAUGAGGGUUAUAUCUCUUUGUUGCCAUUUGCAUUAAAACUCAUCCCCAGGAACUCACCCAAGUUAGAGAAAAUUGUCGCCUUGAUGAGUGACCCAGAAAAAUUGUUUUCUGAAUAUGGGCUGCUGUCAUUAUCAAGACAGGAUGAAUAUUUUGGUAAGGAUGAGAAUUACUGGAGAGGCCCAAUCUGGAUGAACAUCAAUUACUUGUGCCUUGAUGCAAUGAGAUACUACUAUCCUGAGGUGACUUUUGACAUGGCUGGUGAGGCUAGCAAUGCCAAGAAACUGUACCAAAGCUUAAAGACUAAUCUCAGUAACAACAUUUACAAAGUCUGGAAAGAACAGGGCUAUUGUUAUGAAAACUACAGUCCGAUAGAUGGCCAUGGCACUGGUGCUGAACAUUUCACUGGUUGGACAGCACUGGUUGUGAACAUUCUCGGGCGUUUCUGA
Molecule: messenger RNA, 2502 nt
Organism: Saccharomyces kudriavzevii IFO 1802
Lineage: Eukaryota; Fungi; Ascomycota; Saccharomycetes; Saccharomycetales; Saccharomycetaceae
Gene: CWH41
Product: mannosyl-oligosaccharide glucosidase
Exons: 1
Coding region: 1-2502 (833 amino acids)
Biological process (GO): oligosaccharide metabolic process; protein N-linked glycosylation
Cellular component (GO): endoplasmic reticulum membrane
Molecular function (GO): Glc3Man9GlcNAc2 oligosaccharide glucosidase activity
Source: RefSeq, a predicted model, not a curated record